AUGGAUUCGUUGUGCAGCAUGUGGUUACUUCUGUUAUUCGGUGUUUAUUGUGAAGCUCAGCUGCGAAAAGAGGCCUACAUGACAGUUCCAAACCUUAUCAAAGCGGCAGGCUACCCAGUAGAAAAGCACCGUGUGUACACUCGAGAUGGCUACAUACUGCAGAUGCAUAGGAUUCCGGCUGGAAGACGGAUCGUUAGACGAAUAGAUGAGCCAAGUGCUAAAGGAAAAAAGGUCAUCAUCAUCGUUCAUGGCCUCGCUGGCAGCAGCGGAGACUUCGUCAUUAUGGGACCCGAGAAAAGCCUUUCUUAUAUUUUAGCUGACGCCGGGUACGAUGUGUGGUUGGCCAAUUUGCGGGGUACCGACUACAGCAGCCACGUGAACCUUACAAAAAACGAACAGAAAUUCUGGGAAUUCAGUUUCCACGAACACGGCAAAUAUGACCUGCCGGCAAUGAUUGACCACGUCCUGAACGUGACGGGGCAAGAGAAGAUCAUAUAUCUGGGUCAUUCCAUGGGAACCACCAGCUUUUUCACCAUGAUGUCCACAAAACCGGAGUACAAUGACAAAGUGUCCUUCUGUGUAGCGAUGGGAGCCGCUGUCUAUUUGGAAAAUGUGAAACCGGUUGCAAAAUUAGCGCUAGUGAAUUUGAAUGUAACGAACAUGAUGCGGGAGAGAGGUGUCUGGGGUAUCCAUCCAUCGAUGGUACAGGGCGUGGUGAAGAACCUGUGUACACUGAAUCAGCCCGAAAUUGACCUAUGCACCAACUUCAUAUUUUCUAUAAUCGGCGAAGAUCGGGAACAACAUGACUUGGAUAUAUUCCCUAUUUACCUGCACAGGCUUCAAACGCAGCCGUUCCGCUCGUUGGAGCAUUUUGGAAAAAUUGCCUUAACAGGAGUAUUUACAACUUUCAGUGGUGGUGUGAAUGGUCCAGUGAAGCCAUACAACUUAACUAACGUUAGAGUUCCUGUCACUUUAGUAUAUGGAGAGAAUGAUCAGCUCACUGAAAAAUCUCAAAUAUUGAAGUUGGCAGAGGAGCUCAGGUCUAUUGGAGUUCUAGAAGAAGUAAGGCCGGCUUGUUCCUGGCCCAAGUUCAACCACUUCGACUUCAUGUUUGCUAAGGAUGUAGGCAAACUACUGAACAAACCACUUGUCAAGUUAAUAGAUAAAUUAUACAAUAAAUAUAAUACAGCAUGA
This is a messenger RNA of Spodoptera littoralis (African cotton leafworm), 1194 nucleotides long. The record is from the annotation of a GenBank genome assembly. Lineage: Eukaryota; Metazoa; Arthropoda; Insecta; Lepidoptera; Noctuidae.